Molecule: messenger RNA, 612 nt
Organism: Vicia faba (fava bean)
Lineage: Eukaryota; Viridiplantae; Streptophyta; Magnoliopsida; Fabales; Fabaceae
Source: the annotation of a GenBank genome assembly
AUGAGAAAGCCUUGUUGUGACAAAGAAAACAUCAAUAAAGGUGCUUGGUCUAAGCAAGAAGAUCAAAAGCUUAUUGAUUAUAUACAAGUUCAUGGUGAAGGAUGUUGGGGUUCCAUUCCUCAAGCUGCUGGGUUGCAUCGCUGUGGCAAAAGUUGUAGACUAAGAUGGUUAAACUACUUACGACCAGAUAUCAAACGUGGAAUCUUCGCACAAGAUGAAGAGGAUCUCGUCAUUAAACUCCAUGCUCUCCUUGGCAAUCGGUGGGCACUCAUAGCUGGAAGAUUGCCAGGACGUACAGAUAAUGAGGUGAAGAACUAUUGGAAUUCUCAUAUUCGUAGAAAGCUAAUAAAAAUGGGAAUUGAUCCAAAUAAUCACAAGUUGCACAAAGGCUUUCCUAGUACUAAUCCUCAUGUUUCUAUUGUUGGCACAUCAUCAUGUGACGAGUCCAUGAACAAAGAUAAUAAUAAAGUCUCCUUCAACAAAUCGUGUGAUGCUAUCACAAAGAAAGAAGCAUCAACAAAUAAUUCUUCAUCCUCUUUGAAUCUUGACUUAACCAUUGCAUUACCUUCGUAUGAUUGUGAGUCUCAGAAGACUAUUGAUCUUAAUUGUUAA